UUCCGUGUUGGCAAUUCCGCCGGUGUGGGGAUAUCCACGUCAGUUUCAUCUUUAUUAAACAGAAAUCAACUUCUGGUUAACUAACUCGUUGUUAAGUAACGGCACAUGCAAUACAUAUCUCUGGCAGCUGAGCUUAGCUAGCUAUCUUUAAAACAGUCGCUACAGAGAUGUCAUCGUUUGAGAGCGAUGAUAACUACGAUUUUGUCUUCAAAAUAGUUUUAGUUGGAGAUGUUGGGGUUGGCAAAACUUGUGUCGUUCAACGUUUCAAAACUGGCGUAUUUAUCGAGAGACAAGGUAAUACAAUUGGGGUGGACUUUACAAUGAAGACUAUGGAUAUUCAAGGGAAGAGAGUCAAGCUGCAGAUCUGGGACACAGCCGGACAGGAGCGUUUCCGCACCAUCACACAGAGUUACUACCGUAGCACUAAUGGUGCCAUCAUUACCUAUGACAUCACUAAGAGGGACUCCUUUAUGUCUGUGCCCAAGUGGAUGGAAGAUGUGAAGAAAUAUGGAGGCUCCAACAUUGUUCCUCUUUUAAUUGGUAAUAAAUCGGACUUGGAAGAGAUGCGUGAAGUCCCCUUUGAAGAUGCACAGACAAUGGCUAACCAACUUGAGUUCAUCCAUGCCAUAGAAACGUCAGCAAAGAACUCCAACAAUGUGGAUGAGGCCUUCAACAAAAUGGCUGCUGAACUCAUCCUUCGGCAUGGCGGGCCCAUGUUCAAUGAAAACGUGACGGACAGCUUCAAACUCAACAGCAAGGACGUAGCAGCAGAGGGCUGGGGGUGUGGUUGUUGAUACCUAACCCAAUCUAUAGUCAUACUGUAGAGCUGUGGUUAUUGACACAAUUUCAGCGUUAAUGUGUGUUCCUGAGCUGGCAGAACAAGUUAACCUGUGCAAUACAUCAACUUAAUUCUGUAAUAUUAAUUUACCGGGACCAGUUUCAGCACUUCAAUGUAGCAGUAGCACAGCUCAGCUGAAAUGAAACCAAUGUAAGGAAGUUAACAGUGAACGGCCAGUAAAAAUGUGCCAAGAAGCACAUGCAAAGUUAAAGAACAGUUGCACAGGGCAGAGGAACUGUCGCAAUAUUUAUAUAGACAAGUUAAUUAUGACCACAUGGUAAUGAUCACAUACAGUAAACAUGGAAGAUAAUCACUAUCUUGUUGUCAUUCCACUAAUGGCAGAAUUAUGCUGAGGUUUUAGUUUUCCUUAAGUGUUCAAUAGAAAGAGAAGCAGUGCAAAUCAGGCUUAAUUGAAAUUGAAGGCAGAAUCCAUGAAUUAAAUGUGGUGGUGGGGAGUACAUUUGUAUCCGGUCAAAGCAGAGCAUCAGUAGGUUUUUCUUAAACAUCAUAAACAGUUUUGCAAUCAUGAUUUGUGCUUGUUCUGUGAAAGAACAUGCAGUAACUAUGGUACGGCAUGUUCUGGUUGAUUUGUAUCUGUGUAUUUAUUACACUGCAAUUUAAGUCAAUAAAACAGUAUUUUCACAAUAUUAAUAUUUAAAAAUGGAAUGCAACUGAGACAGAGUUGAACAGUGAGAAAAAUAGUUUAUAUACAUUAAUUCGAAUUUUAUCUUAAGUAUUACAUAAUGCUUCAGUGGCAUUAGCCCAAACCUAUUUGACAUUGACUUAUCUUGACUGUAGCUCUUUCAGUUUAAUUUGCAGCAUCCAGACUGCUCAGUGUCUUCAGCAACAGUUACAGUAAUAACAUUCACACGGCAAAAUGAUAUGUCGAAUACAUGCAAGUUCAGUGAUAUUGAUUUGUUUUACCUAUCUGAGGCGUGUUCUCCACAUGAAUACGUUUGAUUUAACUGUCACAUGGGUGAGAGGAUUCUUCACAGUGCGGAAGGGCUUUCUCUGGCCCUGUCUGGUGAGUUUUUUUAUUGUCGGAGAGGACCUGCUUCCCACAGAAGCAGUCUGCAACCAGUCAAUGUACUUCUGCUUCUCUUGCCAGGAGAUGAUGUCAUGUUUUAAAAUGCUUCACAGCUGGAUGACUAAAAAUAGCACAAUAUGUUGACAGCUGUGUAACUGAGAGGGAGAUGGCAGGGGUGUAUAAAACUAUUCAUCAACUGUUGUAACAGAAAUGUGAGUUUGGGAAUGACAGAAACCAUUAUGAGUAUUAUUACAAUCAAGUGCAAUGAAGGAUCAGCGUGAAAUGAAUCGAUGCCAAUGCUGGUUGAGGAAUUGACUUGUAAUUGUCGUAGACUGGGCCAUAUAAUUGAUCUGAAAUAUCCCAUAAAAUGGUAAGGGGAAUGAUUUGGGGUAGAACCGUUGUUCCUCUGUAACUAUCUGCCUAUGAGCAUACCUCAAAGCCAUAUAGGAAUUAAAAUGGCAAACUGAUAUUUUGGAGAACUAUCAUGAAGAUGAACAUUUAAGUGUGUGCAAAAACAUUUGUAUGAGGAAGGGAAUUUCAAUGUCCGUCAAGUUGAAGGUUAUUUUCUAGCAAUGUACUCUAGAUUUUAAAGGUAGUUUGAGUGGAUUGUUUUAGUUAUGAUGUCAAUUUCUACUUUCCUUGCCAAGUAAAAAAAAGUUGCCUUUACGGAUUUUAAUCAUUUUCAUGUAAAAACAUUUUAAAAACAAAUGCCUCAUAUUGCAUUAGCAUAUGAAGGCAGAUAUCAGGAAUUGUAUUACUGUAGAUCUGUUUCUAUUUUCUCGGUUUAUAUUUUGUAUGGUACUUGAUCAUUAAAACAAAUCAAAAAGCAAAA
Molecule: messenger RNA, 2697 nt
Organism: Conger conger (European conger)
Lineage: Eukaryota; Metazoa; Chordata; Actinopteri; Anguilliformes; Congridae
Gene: rab43
Product: RAB43, member RAS oncogene family
Exons: 3
Coding region: 168-794 (208 amino acids)
Cellular component (GO): trans-Golgi network
Molecular function (GO): GTPase activity; GTP binding
Source: RefSeq, a predicted model, not a curated record